AUGGUUUACCCUGAACCUUGGUGCAUGCCUAGGAUAUUCACUGCCGGUAUAGCUGCCUUCUAUGAAGGUUAUUAUGCAAAUAAGGGAAUUGGUAUCAUCAAGGGCACUGUAGCCGUUGGAUUCCUAUGCCACUGGCGGACCAACACAACUUAUUUCAACAAGAGAUUUUGGGGGCAAUGGCAACAGGUGCGACGAGGAAAUCGCAUAGUUUCAGGUCCAUUAAAGCUCUGCCAUCAACCGGAGCCUCUUCCACUGGAAUCUCUUUGGGGUGUAUCUAUCAUAAACUCGUCACUUGAGGCAACAACCGAGAAUCUCCCUCCAAAUGUCAUUAAACAGCUUGCAAAGGAGCUGAAGAAUCUUGAUGAAACCCCUCCGGAGGGCAUUAAAGUUGGGGUGAACGAGGAUAAUUUUUCGGUUAUAUAUACUGAUAUUGAUGGCCCAACUCGAACGCCAUAUGAAGAUGGGUUUUCUCGCAUGAAGGUGAUAUUAUCUCAUGAUUUUCCACAUUCUCCACCUAACAGUUUGUGUUAUCUCAUGAUUUUCCACAUUCUCCACCCAACGGUUUGUGACAUACUGUAG
This is a messenger RNA of Striga hermonthica, 579 nucleotides long. Lineage: Eukaryota; Viridiplantae; Streptophyta; Magnoliopsida; Lamiales; Orobanchaceae. The record is from the annotation of a GenBank genome assembly.